This is a messenger RNA of Neogale vison (American mink), 2129 nucleotides long. It is a transcript of the gene KPNA7, whose product is annotated as karyopherin subunit alpha 7. Gene Ontology annotation, cellular component: nucleus; cytoplasm. Gene Ontology annotation, molecular function: protein binding; nuclear import signal receptor activity. The record is from RefSeq and is a predicted model, not a curated record. NCBI's taxonomy places the organism in Eukaryota, Metazoa, Chordata, Mammalia, Carnivora, Mustelidae. The transcript has 11 exons. Gene Ontology annotation, biological process: NLS-bearing protein import into nucleus. Bases 226 to 1833 code for a protein of 535 amino acids.
CUGCUGAGGCCGAAGGUCCAUGGCAACCCUGAGGCUCCUCUCUGUGCCUCUUCUGGACAUGAGAAGCAGCUGGAGAUCAGGGCCUCCCCCUGGACCAACUCAAUCAGCCUCAGGUCUAGGGACUUGGCGGCCGGCAGCUCAGAGCUCCCUGGGUGCUUCCAAUCUGCACCUAGAGUUAAGAUCCAUUGAUUUUGGUCAGAGACCAACCCUGGGAGGAAGGGUCAAAUGCCCCAGAACACCUGCUGCCUUCUGAGGGCAUUUAAGGCCGGUCAGGGGGCUGGAGGCUGUGGCUCUCUUCCAGGUGAAUUACUGCUUCCCGUCAAUAUGCCGACUUUAGACGCUCCAGAAGGGAGGCUGAGAAAAUUCAAGUACCGGGGCAAAGAUGCGUCUAUCCGGCGGCACCAGCGCAUGGCAGUCAGCCUGGAACUCCGCAAGGCCAAGAAAGAUGAGCAGGCCUUAAAGAGAAGAAAUAUCACCAUUUUCUCCCCUGAACCAGCUUCUGGAGAGCUAACCAAAGGGGUCAGCCUCACCCUGCAAGAAAUCAUCAGUGGCGUGAAUGCCUCAGAUCCAGACCUGUGUUUCCAGGCCACCCAGGCAGCCAGGAAAAUGCUGUCCCAAGAAAAGAACCCUCCUCUAAAAUUGAUUGUUGAAGCAGGCCUCAUCCCCAGGCUGGUGGAGUUCCUGAAGUUGUCACCUCACCCCUGCUUGCAGUUUGAGGCAGCCUGGGCUCUGACCAACAUCGCUUCUGGGACUUCAGAGCAGACUCAAGCUGUUGUGGAAGGUGGGGCCAUCCCACCUUUGGUUGAGCUCCUGUCUUCCCCCCACAUGACUGUGUGCGAACAGGCGGUGUGGGCUCUUGGUAAUAUCGCAGGUGAUGGCCCAGAAUUCAGAGAUCUCGUUAUCUCGAGCAAUGCUAUUCCAUAUCUGCUGGCCCUCGUUUCAUCAACCAUACCAAUCACGUUUCUACGGAACAUCACGUGGACCUUGUCCAACUUGUGCCGAAACAAGAACCCUUACCCUUCCGUGAAAGCCGUGAAGCAGAUGUUGCCUGUCCUGUCCCACCUCCUGCAGCACCAAGACAGCGAAAUUCUCUCGGACACCUGCUGGGCCCUGUCCUACCUCACUGAUGGCUCCAACGAGCGCAUCAGCCAAGUGGUCAACACGGGGGUCCUACCCAGGCUGGUUCAGCUCAUGAGUAGCUCGGAGCUCAAUGUCUUGACCCCUUCCCUCCGCACCAUGGGGAACAUCGUCACGGGAACAGAUCAGCAGACCCAGGUGGCCAUCGACGCGGGCAUGCUGAACGUGCUGCCCCAGCUCCUGAUGCACCCCAAGUCCUUCAUCCAGAAGGAGGCAGCUUGGGCCUUGAGCAACGUGGCUGCAGGGCCUUGCCAACACAUCCAGCGGCUGAUUGGUUGCGGCAUGCUGCCUCCCUUGGUGGCUCUACUAAAAAAUGGAGAAUUUAAAGUCCAGAAAGAGGCUGUUUGGACCGUAGCUAACUUCACAACUGGAGGCACCCUAGACCAGUUGCUCCAGCUUGUCCACUCUGGCGUCCUGGAACCACUGGUGAAUCUGCUUACCAUCCAAGACACCAAAAUUGUUAAAAUCAUCCUUGAUGUUCUCUCUUUUAUCCUCCAGGCAGCAGAGCAGCUUUCAGAGAAGGAAAACCUGUGUCUUCUGAUUGAAGAAAUGGGAGGCAUUGAUAAAAUUGAGGCUUUGCAAUUUCACGAGAACCCGCAGGUUGCCCUGACGGCUUUGAACAUUAUCGAGAACCAUUUUUCUGAGGUUAACAAAGAGAGGAGUUUGUUUGCUGGAGAAAGCCUAACGAGCUCUUAGUUCCACCCUGCAACUCUGGGAAGAGGGGAAAUGUUAAUUUUUAGUUCAACUGUGCAAGUCUGGGAGGGGUAAAUGUAAGCAGAAGGCCAUAAAGCUGCCUUUUUUGUUGGUUUGCAUUGUAUGCAGAUUGGAUAAUAACAAACAUCUACCUCUCUCUCUGUACCAUCUUGUUUACCUUGUCCAUUUAUGGCACUUCCAGCCAUUCUGGAAACCGUCACGGGUCAAUAGACCGCACUAGUUGCACAGAAUAAACCUAGGGGACUUUGUGUCUUUGAGAUGUCUCCAUUGAAAUUGCA